GUCCUUCUCAGUCCUCAGUCGGUAUCCAGGAGCAUAGCAGUGUGCGUGGCUCACGUGACGUGACGUGACGUGACGUGGUUCGGACAUCGGAAAACGUGUUACAGUUCCGAAAACUGUUACUUGCCGAAAACUGGUUUUGGACGAGGGAAACUGUGGUGAUUUUGGUUUGGAAAAUUGUGUAAACGUGCGAAUUUCAGCUGUGUGACUUUUCAUUGAAGUGACAGUUCUUCAGCUGCGGAGGCUGUGACAUUUGAAAAUAUUAUAAAUUAAUGGAUUUUCUCUGAAUUGGAGUUUCCAAUGAUAUUUUCGUGUCUAUGGACAAGCGAUCAUCUUCAACUCAUUCAACAGUAUAAUUGAGAUGUUUUUGUAAUACAUUGAGUUUAAAAAGAGUUUUCACCACUUUUCAAUGAAGUAGAUCCAAGAGCGGUCUUCAGUGCAGGAAUGUUUUCUCUGAUGACAAUUUGGGAUUCACGGGAUAAUAAUUGAUAGUUUAGUUUUCAUAGGUUUCGACAUAAGGGGUCCUGGCUGACAGUAGUAAAACGUGCCACAAAUAGGAAAGUGAAUGAGGAAAUCAUUCUUCAACCUGUGAAAAUCUUUUUGAAAAUUUUGUUUGAACUUCUCUUAAAUCCAUUUUAAAAACUUUAACGUAUUCCAAACUAUUAGGGUCGUGAAGAAUUCAGUAGCCAGUGUUCGAAAGGUACGUACGUAUAUUGGAAUUGUGAAUGUAUUCAAGUGGACAGUGAAGAGCUCACAACCAUAAGAAACGUAAAGCAACAGAUUGGUUUAGAUUUGUAACUACUUGAAAGUGUUUUAUAGCAAAAUAAUUUGUAAAGUAGGAAGUAGUUAAUUACAUAAAAAGUGUAAAAAAAUUGAUUUGGAAGAGUUGAGAAGCUAUUCCAAACGUGUAAAAGCAAAAACCCUGUAAGACUGUUAGUGAAGUUGAAAAUCUAAAACCCUCAUUUGUUUGAAUCAUAUUAAUUCAUAUUGGACGUGAAGUAGGCCGAUGUAUCUUGAAGGAAGAGAGCGUGGCAUGCUUUAGCGUGAGCGUGCAGUGGCCGGUGGGAGGCCUCAAUGCAUCUGCCGGGGAUCAUGACGUCGGAUCCGUGCGGCAAGAAGCGUCGCCGCUGCGUGGAGGCGGCGGGCGGGGAGACGGGGGCGGCGCCUGGAGGCGGCAGUGACGAGUUGUGGUGGACGGAGCGAGUUCUGUGCGAGGCCCAAGCGGAACACCCGGGGGAGUUGGUCCGCACCGGAAGUCCGGGCUUCCUGUGUUCGUCGCUGCCUACGCACUGGCGCUCCAACAAGACGCUACCCGUCGCCUUCAAGGUGGUCGCCCUGGGUGACGUCAUGGACGGCACGGUCGUCACCAUCCGCGCCGGCAACGACGAGAACUUCUGCGCCGAACUUCGCAACUGCACCGCCGUCAUGAAGAAUCAGGUGGCCAAGUUCAACGACCUGCGAUUCGUCGGCAGGAGCGGCAGAGGGAAGAGCUUCACAAUAACGAUAACGGUCGCCUCGUGUCCACCUCAAAUUGCAACUUACAAUAAAGCAAUAAAAGUCACCGUCGACGGACCAAGAGAGCCUCGUUCUAAAACAACGUCGGAUGUUGCAGGGCAGGCACACCAGUUUCGAGCGAUCGGGCUCGGCCAGCGACCCUUCCUCGACUCGUCGACGUUCUCGUGUCAUCUGCGGGAGCUCGGCACCUAUCGGCGCAACAAGGAGCACGCUGCCUCCUCCUCCCCGGAGCCACCCUCCCACGCUCAGUACAAGAUGCCAGGACCUUCCACGCCUGUUAACGAUUCGAACAGCCUGGGCCUGACGAUGGAGCAGGGCAGCUGGGGCAGUUACAACAACGCCUACUCGCCGGGGCCGGGGCCAGGCCCCACCGCCAACUCUGCCGCCCCCGUGCCCUACUCCUAUCCGCCCCCCGCCAACUCAGACCUCGAUCCCAACAUCACUGCUCAUCUACCCACAGUUGCAGAUCACACUUCGUUGGGUGGUGAUUACUCGAGCAUGUACAAGCCGAGCUGCAGUCCGGCCGAGCAGAUGGAAGUGAGCAACAUGGCGGUGAUGCAGUCACACCAUCACCAGGCAGCGCCAUCGGGAGGCGGCGGAAUGGCCUACGACUCCUACCAGUCGGGGGCGGCAGCCAACAACUACUGGGCACCGCCACCUCCAGCCGCCUCCGCCAACAUGCACCACGGCUACCACAACUACUACCCGAGCAACCCGGUCGCCGCCCCCGCACCUGUACAGAACGCCUACCUCAACGCACCGCCCCCGGCCCCCGCGCCACCACCCAUGGUGCUCUACCCGUCGCUGUACUCCACCGUCAACCAGAACCAGAUCCACCUUCAUCUGCACUCCAACGACCUCAAGCCGAGUGACCCCUACACCGAUGACGUCACCGCCAUUGUCGCCUCUAACAACGUCACCAUCAGCUCGGCCGGCGGAUCCCGGCAGAUCGAGAUCGGCAUCCGUCACAACCAGCUCACCGACGACCAACUCAUAUCCAGGUACAACGAGCGCCAGCACGGCGACCCCUCUGUUUGGAGACCCUACUGAGGUGUCGCUAGAACUCAACUUGGCGCUUCAUAAUCGACGGUUAUUUGUACGGCUUACCGAAUGCCAUCAACAAUCUCACCAAUGGUAGGAUUGAUUCCAUUGUUAAAUAUCAAAAAUACUAUGUGAUACCGGAAUCUUGAAUUAGCCAACCAGCUAUCCAUUGUUAAAUAUCAAAAAUACCUGUGUGAUACCAGAAUCUUGAUUUAGCUAAUCAGCUAUCCAUUGUUAAAUAUCAAAAAUACUUGUGUGAUACUGGAAUCGUGAAUUAGCUAAUCAUAAUUAGGCCUAUAGAGGUGAUCUUUGCUAAUCAGCAAAGAGGUGAUCCCGUUUUCCGUUUUCAGCUUGGUGCAACCCUGCUUCUGUCAUUAUUUUGUUAAUUUCACGUCAAUAUUGUCUUUGAUUGGCGAAAUUAUGAAAUAAUAUAUAUAGUGAUGUAGAUUAGGGGAAAAUUGUUCCUUUCCCUGUAUCCAAUUCCCAUCGCUUCCCCUCGAAACUAAUUCGAAGCACAAAAUACGAGAGAUAAGAAUCCUAUAUUUUUGAAGAACCUUCUGAAUAGAUAGAAAUGAGUUAUUAUAUCAUGUUAUGUUGAGUACCAAUUGCAAAACUAUAGACUCAAUAUUCUCAUUAAUGCAAAAGAUAAAGUUUGAAAGUUUCUAAACACUGGACUUUUUAUACUACCUAACUUAUAGUACCGGUAUUUUGUCUAUAAGUGGUGAAUCUUAAUAUUAUGAUGGAUCGAUGCUAUUGGAAUGGCUUUGUCAAUACAGAUAAAAUAUCUUUGAGUACUGUUAUUUGAUGAUGCAGUAUUUUAUUUAUUUUGAUGCAUAAUUUUUUAUUUUGGGAAAAAUUACAAUAUUAUUGAGCAUAAUGUGCGAGGGACGUUGUAUAAAGAGACCCUGAAAAUCUAUAACAGAACAUUUAAAAUAAAGAACCGUUUAGAAAUCGGAUUGACUUUGAAACUUUUGAUACAGUGUGACUUCGAGUUUACAGCUGACAGCCUUGAAUAUCGUCUCUAUCUUCUUCCAAAUACAAAAAUCAUGUAAUUAUAAAAUUUAUCAGCAAUGGAAACUUCUGAAACCUGCAUAUGAGUCAAUGUAAUUGUUUGACAAAUGCUUUUCCCAAAGAUCGAAAGUUAGAGUAGCAUUGAUUGAUAUUGAAUGCAAUAUAAAAAUAAGCUUACUCUUUGAAAAAUUUAUAAGCUAUAAAUAUAAAACAUUUUCUCUGCUCUUUAUUUUAAUUGAUACUAUUGUACUCUAAUACAAAUAAACAAGAGAAAAGAAUAAUCAGGAAAAACUAUAACGUUCUAGAAUAAACCCCUUUCAGCCUGCUUACACAAAAGUAAAUAUUAUCCUAAUUGAUAGAUGAUAAUGUUUACAUGAUUUAUGUGAUUCAUUGAAAGAUUUUCCCAUGGCGAAAUGACUUAAAUAUUGCAAUAAAUAAAAUUGCAUCACUACUUGCAUCAAAGUAGCUUAGAUUUUGUAAAUAUGUACAGACCAAAACUGUAGACGAUUUAAGUUAUUGUUUUAAAUAUAAUUUAUGGUAUUAUAAUUCUUCAAUUUGACUUCAUGAAAAAUCAACUACCUAGUGUACAAAAAUAUUAUUGUACCUCCGUUCUUACUUGAUUAUUUUUGAGUUAGAGAUAUUAACCCAAGCUCAAUAGUAAUAUUGAAGGAUGAAAUGAGUUGAAUUUCCUUUUUUUAGUAAGCCAAAAAUUAUUGAUCACUGUUUGUAGAUAGCGAACAGAUGAACAAAUCAAUAAAUUGCUAUGUAAGAUAUUAUCCUAUUUUUCUACAGCGAUUUCUUGUUAAAAAUUCCAGUCACACAUAUCUGAUGUGAUUAUCUCUAUAAAGGGUUUCUGGAAAUCAAUUUCUACAAACAAAAAUUUCGCGUAAUUCUAUUGACAAUAAGAAACCAGAUUGAUGUAGUUAUUCCUAAUGUAUGCUACUGAAAUAUAAAUACCAAUGUACGCCUACUGUAAGGUUUUCUUCAUGGGGUCACUACCUAUAGAAUGUAAAUUCAAUGUGCUACUGUAAAUAGAAUAAAACUGUUAUGCUUGUAAAACUGCGUUUUAUUCAGA
Nilaparvata lugens (brown planthopper) is the source of this 4639-nucleotide messenger RNA. RefSeq names its product runt-related transcription factor 1-like. The coding region runs from base 1072 to 2562 and encodes 496 amino acids. Gene Ontology annotation, biological process: regulation of DNA-templated transcription. The record is from RefSeq and is a predicted model, not a curated record. The transcript has 5 exons. Gene Ontology annotation, cellular component: nucleus. Lineage: Eukaryota; Metazoa; Arthropoda; Insecta; Hemiptera; Delphacidae. Gene Ontology annotation, molecular function: RNA polymerase II cis-regulatory region sequence-specific DNA binding; ATP binding; DNA-binding transcription factor activity, RNA polymerase II-specific.